GCCGGGCCUGAAAAGCAGCGAGCCCCGCCUGCCUCUCUUGCCCAGUCAAGAGCCAGGCGUGUCCAGCUGGGGCCAGCACUACGCGUUCGCUCCGGGGCCACUCGCAGCUGCUGCUGCCCCUGCCAGCUCCGGCACAAACAGGCUCCUUCCCGCGCGCCCGGACUUUGCCUACGCGCGUCUCCCUCCGGCCUCAGCUGGCUGCGUCUCCUCCUCCUCCUCCGGAACCGUUUUGGGAUACCGUCGCGCUCUCUGGCGUGCGUCUUCGGCCGCCGCGCAAGGAUAUUUUGGGGCGGUAGCAGCCUCCUUUGGUCGUCGUAUUACGGUCGCCUCUUGGACUUCAUCCCGGGGGGCUCCAGAUGAGUGACUUUGGAAUCAAGAACAUGGAUCAAGUAGCACCUGUAUGUAACAUGUACCGAGGACUGCUCAAGCGUCAACCUGCAUUUGAUAGCUUUGAAGGUGCAAACUCUUUGUUUACUGGAUACUUUCCCUCAUUAAAUGAAGAUCAGACACUCCAGGAAGUGCCAACAGGACUUGAUUCUAUUUCUUAUGAAUCAAACAGCUGUGAAUUGCCGCUCUUAACCCCAUGCAGUAAGGCUGUGAUGAGUCAAGCCUUAAAAGCAACUUUCAGUGGCUUCAUAAAGGAACAACGAAGACUGGGCAUUCCAAAUAAUCCAUGGUUAUGGACUCAGCAGCAGGUGUGCCAGUGGCUUCUCUGGGCUACCAAUGAAUUUAGUUUGGAAAAUAUGAACUUUGAGCGGUUUGCCAUGAAUGGCCAGGAGUUGUGCAACUUGGGAAAGGAACACUUCUUGGAACUUGCACCGGAUUAUGUGGGCGACAUUCUGUGGGAACACCUGGACCAGAUGAUAAAAGAUAAUCAAGAGAAACCUCAGGAUCAGUAUUUGGAAAACUCUCAUCUCACUUCAUCUCCUCACUGGGUCAACAACAAUUCAUUAGGUAGUAACAUGGAACAGGCACAGUAUUGUGCUCAAGUGCCCAACUAUUCUAAAACUCUUAACUAUCAAAAAACUGCCAUGAGUGAUUUAUCUGUUGGACCAAAUCUAGUUAACCCAGAACAAGAAUUUCAGAUGUUUCCUAAAGCACAGCUAGAAGCACUCAGUGUGAACUACUGUUCUGUGAAUCAAAACUUCACAAGAAACAAUUUGAAUUUAAUUUUAGAUAACUCUGAUAAAUCUAGAGACCGUGAAUCAAGUGACAAUGGCACAGAAAGUUAUGAAGGACUAGAUUCACUGCUACAGUCUUGGAAUAGCCAGUCCUCUUUAGUGGAUGUUCAACGUGUGCCAUCUUACGAGAGUUUUGAAGAAGAUUGCAGCCAGUCCUUAUGUUUGAACAAACCCACAAUGUCCUUUAAGGACUACAUUCAAGAAAGGAGUGAUCCUGUUGAGCAGGGGAAACCAGUUAUACCAGCAGCAAUUCUAGCCGGGUUUACAGGUAGUGGACCUAUACAACUUUGGCAGUUUCUUCUAGAGCUUCUAACUGACAAAUCUUGUCAGUCAUUCAUUAGCUGGACGGGAGAUGGAUGGGAGUUUAAACUAGCUGAUCCAGAUGAGGUUGCACGACGAUGGGGCCGGAGGAAAAACAAGCCCAAAAUGAACUAUGAGAAGCUGAGCCGUGGCCUGCGCUAUUAUUAUGACAAGAACAUCAUUCACAAGACAUCAGGGAAACGUUAUGUAUACCGUUUUGUAUGUGACCUACAGAAUCUGUUGGGAUAUACAGCAGAGGAGCUUCAUGCCAUGCUAGGAGUACAGCCAGACACAGAAGACUGAGUAUUGCAAUCUGGUGUAACUUUGACAAACCAUGUGAGAACGCACGAACUGUGAAUUGGGACCCUCUGCUGCAGUCAUUGGUUUUAUCUUCUGACUGUUUGGAGUGGUGCAACUGUUACAGACCUUGAAGAGCUUCUGAAAUCAGAGGAAGUGGAAGGAAAGAGAAGUGGCCUUACUACAUUAGGCGCAAUAGCUUCAGAUCUUGCUGUAUCAGUCAUUUUGAGCAGCUUGGAGGUCAGCAAAGUUGCCAGCCGUACUCUGAAGAGAUGAAAGAACUCCAGGGUGUAAUGGGCUGGGUUUUUUCAUGCUGCCAUGUAAUUAAGGGUGUUGCCCAUACCAAAGGCUGAUAAGCCAUCUGAAUUUCUAGCUAAAAAAAUAAAACCACCCUACAGUAGCAGCCUUACAGAUGCUACUUGUGGUGAUAUGUAUGCUUAAGACAAAAGACUAGGUAUCCUUUUUGAACACAGGUAGUGAGAUGACAUUGCAUUGGGCAUUCUUUCAAAGUAUAUUUUUAUUAUUGUACAAAAAACAUGUUGUGUAGCCUCAACUUUUUUGUCAAAGACAGUGGAGCAAUGGAAGAGAUCUCUCAUUAGCAGGGAAAAUCAUAUCAUUUCAAAAUCUGUAUACGUGUGUGUUUGUGUGUGUGUAUGUGUAUAUAUAAAAGCACGUUCAUAUGAUUAUCUGGGAACUUAAUGCUCCUAUUUAAUAGAUAUUGUAAUUUAAGCUAAUGGUAAGCAUCUGAAAGAAGAAGGUAAAUAUUUUGUUUUUGGAACAGCUGCACUUACAGCAUCCGGCAAGUACUUAAUCUGCUGGUUAAUUGUGGCUGCCAAACUCCAUGAAUUUUUUCUCAACAGACUAGGACCCUCUCUGCUUUAUCCUCUGACUGAAAUUGAAAAUGUUGUUUAGAAUAUUUAUUGAUGACAUACCUCUUUUUCACUUCUGUGCAUGUCCUUUUUAAAAACUACUUAUAUACAGCCCUUAUUUUUCUUUCAGUUAAUAGCUUCUCACACCUACCCUCAUCCACAGCAAAUUAUCUUGAUUAAAGUAUGAAUUCUAUUUUUGGAAAUCUGACUCCUUUUCAGCAAACAGGAGCAAGAUAUGUAGCAGCUAUUUUUACUGCCAAAAAAGUUCACUGGAAAAAUUUAAUUUGUAAGAAACUUAUUUUUUAUCUGAGAUUGAUUAAAAUGUAAAUGUACAGUGUGUGAUUAAAAAAAAUAAUUUUAUUAAAAUUUACUGAAAAAAUAGCAGCAGUUAUA
Molecule: messenger RNA, 3040 nt
Organism: Eublepharis macularius
Lineage: Eukaryota; Metazoa; Chordata; Lepidosauria; Squamata; Eublepharidae
Gene: ETS2
Product: ETS proto-oncogene 2, transcription factor
Exons: 10
Coding region: 357-1784 (475 amino acids)
Biological process (GO): regulation of transcription by RNA polymerase II; cell differentiation
Cellular component (GO): nucleus
Molecular function (GO): sequence-specific DNA binding; DNA-binding transcription factor activity, RNA polymerase II-specific
Source: RefSeq, a predicted model, not a curated record